AACAGAAAUGAAAAGUGUGAAGCAUGAGUGAUUCACAAUUGCAUUAAAAAAUGAUCACAUAUUUACAGAACAGUCAGAUGCGCAACAGUGAAAACCUUACUUCGAAGAAGGGAGCAAAAAGAAAGAAAAAAAAUGCAGAAAAAGAUCCUCUUUCUUCUUAUGGUAGCAGCUUGUGGCAGUAUUUAUACAGGUAUUAAUGAUGCUCAAUUAGAGGCACUGAAAUCAACUGCAUCAAGACAUUUAGAAAUUUGUUCUUCAAUAGUUCCGCAAAAUGUAUAUGUCUCAUGCUUCACAACUUUCUAUCUGGGUUCCUGCAAAUAUUUGUGUCCUGUAGGAACGGGACUGCCAAACUACACAUGUCACAAUAUUACAAUGCAUAAUGACCUUCUGGAAGUCGAAGUUACUGAAUACUCCGUAGACAACUCUCAUUAUUUAUAUCAAAGCAAAGAGGUAAUACACUUAACAGCAAAAACUACCACAAAGUUUAACUAUACAUUUGAUGAUUACUACACGGUCUUUGAAAUAAAAUAUAUUGAAAGUUCACAAAGAUUAUGCGAUACAGAAACUAUAACCAUCCAUUUUGAAAAUAAUUUAACCAUGGAGUGGAAUGACUGGCCAAUUUUGUACUCAAACCAACCUAUAAUUACAUCAAAGAUGACCAUUGAAGUUUAUGCUCAUAUCAAGUGUAGUAUAAGUUUUGAAAUAUUUGGAACUGGUAACACUGAAUUUCGUACAUAUUUGUUUUUCUGA
Octopus bimaculoides (California two-spot octopus) is the source of this 750-nucleotide messenger RNA. RefSeq lists its product as uncharacterized. NCBI's taxonomy places the organism in Eukaryota, Metazoa, Mollusca, Cephalopoda, Octopoda, Octopodidae. The record is from RefSeq and is a predicted model, not a curated record.